AUGGAUCACGAAACCAUCACCAUUCAUAGGCCUGUAGAAGGAUUUGUCCAUGAGUAUGCUCCAAGACUGACUGCUUUUGAAUUCAAGAAUAAGGAGGUUCAGUCAAAGAAAAUUGUGCUUUUUAUCGGUGGUUUGACUGAUGGCCUACUGACCGUGCCUUACCUCCCAGAGCUCUCAUCUGGCCUGGACAAAAUCGGAUGGACUCUUGUUCAAAUUCAAUUCACGUCGUCGUACAUGGGCUGGGGAACUGGAUCCCUGGAGAGAGACGCCUACGAAAUCGGUCUUCUGGUUGAAUAUCUUCGGUCCGAAAGAGGAGGUUCUAGAGAAAAGGUUGUUCUCAUGGGGCAUUCGACAGGCUGUCAGGAUACGCUUCAAUACCUUGCCAAAUAUGUCCCCAAGGAGCCAGAAAAACAAGUGGAGGGUGGAAUUUUGCAGGCUGCCGUCUCGGACAGAGAGGCAAUUUUCCAUGCAUUGCAGCAGCAAGGAAAAGGGUGGGAAGAAUUAGAGGAACUGAAUGCUUUGGCACGCAAUUAUGUUAGCGAAGGCCGGGAACACGAGGUUCUUCCAAAAAAGUACUCAGAUCUUUUCUUGGGAGCUCCCAUCAAUGCGUACAGAUGGCUCUCUCUCGCGACUAAAUUAGGUGAUGACGAUUUCUUCUCUUCCGAUCUCACUUUGAAGGAUAAUAAGAAAACCUUUGGACUGGUGACACGUCCGAUCAUGGUGCUAAACUCCGAGAAAGACCAGUUUUACCCAGACUACGUCGACAAGCAAGCCUUGAUGACUCAAUGGAAGUCAGCGACUCCUGAGAAACUUUGGUCUCCACAUUCUGGGCUUAUUCCUGGUGCACUCCACAACAUAGGCCCUGGAUCUGCUCCUGAGGCUGUGGCAUGGACCGUCGAUAGAGUGUGUAAAUUCUGUACGGACCUCGAAUAG
Ogataea haglerorum is the source of this 933-nucleotide messenger RNA. RefSeq lists its product as uncharacterized. The transcript has a single exon. The coding region runs from base 1 to 933 and encodes 310 amino acids. The record is from RefSeq and is a predicted model, not a curated record. NCBI's taxonomy places the organism in Eukaryota, Fungi, Ascomycota, Pichiomycetes, Pichiales, Pichiaceae.